Messenger RNA from Lycium barbarum (goji berry), 2178 nucleotides. RefSeq names its product protein NRT1/ PTR FAMILY 5.6-like. Lineage: Eukaryota; Viridiplantae; Streptophyta; Magnoliopsida; Solanales; Solanaceae. Gene Ontology annotation, biological process: transmembrane transport. The transcript is spliced from 4 exons. Gene Ontology annotation, cellular component: membrane. Bases 241 to 2052 code for a protein of 603 amino acids. The record is from RefSeq and is a predicted model, not a curated record. Gene Ontology annotation, molecular function: transmembrane transporter activity.
UUCAGAUAUCCAAUCCGGGGCAUGUGGGGUUUUUAGUCUCACAUCGCCGUAUUAUUAAGAAUGGAAAGGUCUUUAAUUUUUAUACGGUCUUGAGCAAUUCUCACCCUUGAAUUAGCUUUUGAGGCGGAAGGUCCAUUCCCUUGACUCACCACAUAUGGUAGCUAGAUACUGGUUUCAUACUAAGUGACUACUAAACAAGAAUUAGCUUGUUUUGGAAGGGUACAAUUAUCUUGAAGCAUUAUGUUUUUUAGCUAUAGCCUCUCUGGCCACUUCACUAAAUGGUGGCGCAAAGCUGCUUUCUUUUCCAAAGCAGCAAUUUUCAUCUCAGGACUGAUCGGCAUGCAUGGAAUAGUAGAAUACGCGUUGCUAGCGACUCUUAUAACUCAGCUGGAGGAUGACCUAGGACUGCGAAGUGCAGCUAUAGCAGUGAAUAUGUUUGAAGGACUCUCAUCCCUUUUUGUCAUUGUGGUUUCACAACUUUCUGAGUCCUACUUUGGUCGCUUUAAAGUGAUUCUCUUCACCAAUGCUGCUUUUAUUUUGGGACUGGGAAUGCUGUGGCGCUUGUCCCACCAAAAUGAUGCAGCGGUGUAUGAGGCACUGUUGUGGGACAAUGAUGCAGUGGUGUAUGUGGCACUGGUAGUGUUAAGUUUUGGUAAAGCUGGGCGAGAUCAUACCUUGAAAGCAUUUCUUGCUGAUCAACUAUGGUGCCGUAAAGAUCAAGAACCAAAUCUCAGAAGGGAUGAACAAAAUCCACAAAAAUGUGGAAAAAUUUCCUUGAUUUUGUCCAGGAUUGCAAGUAUAACACGGAAGAUUAAUCCCAGACGAAUAAAGGACGAUUUUGAAGAGGAUAAGGAAGUUAUAGAGACACGUCGAGAAUUUUAUUGGAGCAUUAGCUGGAUCUUUGGUAUAAUUGUGGCGACUCUGUCAAGAUUUGUAGGGUGGAAGGGUAUUUUAGAAAUUUCCACAAUCGCAGUGGCAGCCGGAUUUUCUAUGUUCUUGUUAGGCAUCCCGUUUUAUGAACGCAAGAAACCAUCUCCCAGCCCACUUGGUUACAUUUUCAAGGUUGUUAAAGUGGCACUAUCAAAGAGACAUAUGGAUUACCCAGUUUCUCCUAAUCAGUUGUGCAAGAAUAACAAAAGUGAUACACAGAUUCUUCCUCAUAUUGCAUUCCUCAGAUGGUUAGAUAAAGCCGCCAUUUUGGAAGCAUCAACAACAGAGCAAUUAGCUGAAACUGCAGAAGAAACAGUUUUUGAGGUAGCAAAAGUAAAGGAUGUGAAACGCUUGAUAAGUAUGUUUCCUCUUUGGUCAACAUUUUAUGUAUACAGUCUGGUAGGAGCUACAGCAAACACCUUCUUUUACAAACAAGUUAAACAUAUGAAUGACCAUCUUGGGAGGAUAUCCAACAUGCCAAUAGUAGUUUUUGUUAUUAUCAAGCCCUUCACAAGUUCCAUUACAUCAAACAUAUGUUCAUGGUUCAAGAACAGAUCAAAUGCACGACGUCCUCCACUAAAUAGAAUUAGAUUCGGAAUGUUUUUUUCUAUAAUAUGUUGUGCAGUUGCUUCUGGGGUCGAAGUUUACCGUCUUCAUGAUCAAAUUAGUGUUUUUUGGUUAACACCUCAGUUCUUCUUGGUUGGGCUCAUGGAAGGACUUUCUGAGAGUGGACUCCAAGAUUUCUUUGAAACUCAAGUUUGUGAGUCAAUGAAAGAGUACGGGCCACAAUUCAGUGAAUUCUCCACUGGCAUUGGAAAAUUCUUAAGUGUCAUUUUUAUCCUCAUUUUCCUUUUCUGGUUUAAUGAAGAAUUUGAGACAAGUCGAUUGGACAAGUAUUAUGCUGUGUUAAUGGUUCCUACCUUCCUUAACUUUGUCUUCUGUUGUUUCAUAAGCAACUGGUAUGCGAAUCAGCCCUAUGAUACCAUUAAUGCUGCUCAAGAAUUAGAAGAUGGUGUCGCAGAUGUAAUAGCAAAUAAGAAUUCUGGCUUUGAGAUUGCUCAAGAAUUAGAACAUGGUGCGGUGGAAGACUCGACAAAUGUGGUUUCUGGCUCGACUCGAUAGCUGAUAUGUUUAACACAAAAAGUGUUCUACAUGUUCAUCACUUUUUGUGUAACGAUAUGUUUAUGCAAUACCUUUGACUGCCGAAUAUAUUUUAACUAUGAUUUUGAAUAUGUUAUGAGAUUUGAG